Molecule: messenger RNA, 14045 nt
Organism: Bubalus bubalis (water buffalo)
Lineage: Eukaryota; Metazoa; Chordata; Mammalia; Artiodactyla; Bovidae
Gene: BEND3
Product: BEN domain containing 3
Exons: 4
Coding region: 7834-10323 (829 amino acids)
Biological process (GO): rDNA heterochromatin formation
Cellular component (GO): heterochromatin
Molecular function (GO): DNA binding
Source: RefSeq, a predicted model, not a curated record
AUUAAAAUGUGCUUAACGCAUCUUUAAGAAAAAAAAAAAAAGACUUUAUAUUAAGUAACAUUUACUGACUGCUGUGUGCCCGGCACUUUCUCCUCUGUAGUUUUCACAGAGUCUAGGAGGUAAGGUAGUGGUGUGCAGCUCCUUUUACAGAAGAAAGCACCAAGGCUUGGUUGUGUAAGCCUCUUGCCCAGCUGUAGAAGCUAAACGUAGGUGAAGCCAGGGUUAGAUAGAACCCAGAUCGUCUGCCCCUGAAGUUUAGUAGGGAGUUCAUUUUCUUCCACAUCAGCUGUACUGAUCAGCUGUACUUGGUAAUCCAAAGGCCCAUUUGGCCUGUUGACUUGCUUCUGCAUUUGAGCCCAGCCUAUAGAUGUGUGCUCAGUAAGGAAGGGAGAAAGCCAAGCAGGGAUGGUUGAGCCCCCUUUAGUCCCAGCUCUUGCUGGAAAACCAGCAUGAGUCCACCCCACCUCUUUCCCUCGGCUUCCUCUCUGGAGCACUCCAACGGAGGCACAGCCUGCUGCCUCCCACUUCUCCGCCUGUGAAGUAAGAGGAUUUUUGCCAGGAUUGCACAGGUGAAUGUAUAAAACUUAGCCCUUGGAGCCAGUGCUACAUGAAUGUUAGCUGAUGUCUUCCUUUAAAAAAAAAAAAUUUAAUUGGAGGAUAAUUGCUUUACAAUAUUGUGUUAGUUUCUGCCAUUCAUCAGCGUAAAUCAGACAUAGGUGUACAUAUGUCCCCUCCAUCUUGAACCUCCACCGCAUCCCACCCCUGUCAUUUUCUAUGUUUUAAUUUUUAAAAAUCAGUGUGACCUGCAAUGGGGAGGUUUCACAAAGUCAGAUCAUGUGGCUUUCCGUUAACAGCAGGUGCUGUGCUUAGUCCCUGUCGUGUCCAACUCUUUCUGACCCCAUUGACUCUAGCCUGCCAGGCUUCUCUGUCCAUGGACUUCUCCAGGCAAGAAUACUAGGGUGGGUUGCCAUGCUUUCCUCCAGGGGAUCUUCCUGAUCCAGGGAUCAACUCAGGUCUCCCACAUUGUAGGCAGAUUCUUUACCCUCUGAGCCACUGGGAAGCCCGAAGUAUAAACCGUUUAAAUCCUGGCAUGUAUUUCAUUGAUAACACCGUUGAAAUGGUCUGGGCCUGUUCUCCCUUUGUAUGUGGCGGGGCUGCACAGCCACUGUCCCGGAAGUCUCAGGCUCUUAUCACUCCUGUUCUGGGUCUCAGAUUCUCAAGGAGGCCCUGGGGGAGUGCGAAUUCGCCUCACUUUCCUUCCAGAAACAGGAAUGGAGGUCAGGAGGACUUGCUCCAGGGUAGCCUGAGGGUACACAGCUGGGCCAGGUCUUGGGGACAAACCUCGUUGUGAGGCGAGUCCUAAGUCCUAUGGACAUUUCCGAGGCGGUGGAGCAGAGUUCUGAGUCAGCUGGCCGGGAUUUGCACGUCGAGGUUUCAGGAAGCCCAAGUACUUCCCAUUUCUGGGCCUGGCGCUUGUCCUGUGUGACUCGGGCAGCCACAAGUCUCCGGCGCCUCUGAUUAGCCUGGGCUAGAGUCUCUCAAAUGAGGCACUUCAGGUGACUCCCAGCCCCUGGGGGCGGCCCUGGAGGACAUUUUCCUUUGGAAACCUGUGGGGCGCUUAGGGAAGAACCCGAGAGCCCAGUGAUCCAGUGCAAGCAGAGGGCUUUGCCAAGGGACCUCCAAGCCAGGUGCCCCCUGCUUGCUCUGCUGUGGUCUUGCAUCCAACUCCUAACAAAGACACCCCACCACCCCACCUCUCUGGCAGAUUCUCACGUGACUCCUUGUUACACACUUUGAGCUGGUGACCUCGGCACACUCCUUCCUUUUUCUGUGGCCCAGCCACUCCUCAGCUCCCCAGACCUCCCCUCCCCUCUCUGCUUUGCAUCUUGCUGCUUCACCCUGGAGCCACGGCCCCUGGAGCAGGUCCCUGACUUGCCCAGUUUAGACUGGUUUUGAGAAGUCAGAGAAGGAGGGCUCCAAGUGUGGGUAAGAAGUCUCCCAAGGUAUUCAGGCACAGACCUGAGAGAACCCCGAAGGGGCCAGCCGUCAUCCAGAAAGCAGGAACCCAGCAAGCCUGGCUGGAGAAUUGCUAAGGUGCUUCCCUGGACAACCACAGACUCUCUAAAUGCCCUGACUUCAGCGCUCAGCCCGGGUCCCUGAUCCGGAGUACUUGGUCCAGGCUUGGGGGUUUUUUUUCCCCAUCCCAUGAAUGGAUUUGACUUAUUUCGAAAAACACUCCCACAUAUCAUGCAAUGAACUGAUGAAGCCUAUAAUAUACCCACAAGGAAACGAUAUUUCCUUAGUGUUCAAAGCUGAUCUUUUCACCUUCUUGUUCACACCUGGGCUUUUGAGAUGAGACUUUUUUCUGAUCUUCCGCAUACUCCAUACUGAGGAAUUUUUUACACUUUCAGAGUCAGUAAUUCAGGGACAGUUACAAAAUGAAGGGUCUGCACUAGUUUGUCAGUUAUUGUAUUGUUUCUUAGAGCAUCAGUCAUUUCAGUGCUUGAAUGGAUUUGAUUUUAUGUUCUUAGCUUGUUGCUGUUAUGGAUAUAACUUAGAAUAUGACAUGGCUAGGCAGUGAAGAUUGCAAAACUUCUUAUUUUUUAUUUUAAAAAAAGUCUCAGUUUCAAAGAAUUGCAUGCUCAUUGUAGAAUGUUUGGAAAGUAGAGGGAACUGAAGAAGGGAAUUUUCCAUAAUCAUCCUAAUUGGAGGUAAUUAACAUUUUGGAAUGUUUUCUUCUGCCUGCUUUAUGGCAUUUUUUGAUUAUAGAGAUAUCCCCACUGAACUUUGAAGUAUGUUGUUAUUGACUAUGUGGCGCUGAGAUGAACAAUUGAUUUUGAAUCUUUACACUUAAUUUAAUGCUCAGUUCUUCCUGUCAGUAGAGGUUUAGAAGUCAUGUUGGGAAAAAUGUCUAGCAGUUGACUUUCUAACUUUGUAUAUUGGAAGUAACAGUAGUGAUCAAAGGUGGUCUCAAUCCAGGUCAUAUUGAGUUUGUUGUUCCUUCCAUUUUUUCUGCAGCUUUUUGUGAAUUUAUGAGUAAUUAGAUGCCCUGGAGAAGGAAAUGGCAACCCACUCCAGUAUUCUUGCCUGGAAAAUCCCAUGGACAGAGGAGCCUGGCAGGGCUACCGGUCAGUCCAUGGGGUCACAAGAGUUGGGCACGACUGAGUGACUAAACCACCCCCAGUAAUGACUGCAGUUACAGGGGGCUUACUCUGCCCCAGGAUCUCCUCAGCCUGACACUAGAGUUCCUGUCUGUGCUUAACCUGAGAUCAGCUCGAGUUAAAGACCCCCAGCCCAGGUUCUUUGCUCUUCUGACCUUUGCUUGUUUCCUAUCAUAAUUGUCAAGUGUGUGGGGCUCUCAGUGACAGCAAGAUUGGCUAUAGGUCUUUAGGAGCUGAAAGUGAUGAAGAAGAUCAAGAUAUACCCAUUUAAACAUUGGCAGCAUUAUUUCCAAAGCAAAUACUUUCUUCAAGCAUGUACUUUAAUGUUAUUUCUUCCCCCAAAGUGGGGGGAGAAAUCUUGAAAGUAUAUAUCAAUUUAAAAUUAUUUGUAUCCAGGUCACAAAAUUGUAAGCACCAGUGGUCUUCUACACAGCUGUGGCAUGCGGCCUGUGUUUAUUAGAUGGGAGUUAUGGUUGUUAUAGAAACUUCAAUGUAAUAUCUUCUAACCUUGAGGUUCUGACUGCUCUUUCCUUCCUGUUCCUGUUAUCAUCUGGUGUUUACCCAUCAUCCCCUCCCAAAAGAAGUUCCCAGAGCUCCGUCUUCAUCCCCCAGCCCUCCCAUAUCUACCCUGUGUUGGCUUCAAUCCCUGUAAAUAAGCUGUACGGUCGGUCGAUCCCCUCUGCACAGAGGGCAGUCACCCCACCAGCAGCCAUCACUCAGUGGGGAGUGUAACCACUAAAGCACAGGGCUCCUGGGAGCGACUCCCGACACAGGAUCUUGAGCAUGCUACUAACUAACCUCUCUGAGCCUUGGGUAUCACACCUAUUAAACAAGAUGAUUUCUUUUUUAAAAAUAAUUUUAUUUAUUUAUUUUUGGCUGUACUGGCUCUUCACUGCUGCAUGGGCUUUUCUCUUGUUGCGGAGUACAGGCUUUAGGGUGAGCGGACUCGGCAGUUGCAGUUCCUGGACUCUGGAGCACAGGCUCAGUAGUUGCGACGCACAGGCUCAGUUGCUCCACAGCAUGUGGGGUCUUCCCGGACCAGCGAUCGAACCCGUGUCUCCUGCAUUCUUUACCACUGAGCCACCCAAGAUGAUUUCUGAGGCCCCAUUUGCCUCUGAAACUCUGCCUCAGUUUCCUCACUUCUAAAAUGAGCCUAAGAAGGGUGUCUGCCUCCCAGGCUUGUUAGCUUAUGUCCACUUAGUAGAGCUCUUAGCAUAGCCUCUUCCAUGGUGUAGGCAGCUGUCUUUUGCAUUGAGUCUUUGUGGAGUGGCAGAGCACUGGGCAGUAUGGUGAGGAGGUGGAAGGGAAUAGCAUAGUAGGGCUUCCACUUUCCAGGAGUGCCCAGGUGAGCUGGGGAGCCCCUCAGCUCACACCACACCCCUGUUGGACAUUUCUGUUAGCACCUCAGUGCUGUCCUCAGUCAGGAGCUCACCCACCAGAAGCCCAUUAACAGGCCCCCUUACUGGUUUUCAGCCCUUCUCUGUCUUCUCCCAAAGAAACGACUCUUUCCAAAUCCUCGCAUCAAAACCUGCUUCUAGGGGAAUUUAAACUAAAAUAAAAAGUGAUACAGAGAUUUUCAUGAUACAUUAAGCCAAAGAAACAAGGAACAAGGAUAUUAAACCUUUUAGUCUCAAGAUCCCUUUUUACCUUUAAAAAUUAUUGAGGACCCCCAAAGAACUUUUGUUUAUAUGAGUUCCUGUCAAUAUUUACGUGGUAGAAACUAAAAAAAAAAGUUUAAAUAUUUAUUUACCAAUUCACUGAAAAAUAACCAAAAUAAAUCCAUUACCAAAAAAGUGAAAAGUGAAAGUGUUAGUUACUUAGUCGUGUCCCACUCUUUGCCACCCUGUGGACUACAGCCCACCAGGCUCCUCUGUCCAUGGAAUUCUCCAGGCAAGAAUACUGGAAUGGAUUGCCAUUCCUUUCUCCAGGGGAUCAUGAAUUAAUGUCGAUACUAUUUUUUUAUGGGAAAAAAAUUAUUUUUCCAAAGAAAAUAAGUGAAAAAGUGGUAUUGUUUACAUCUUUUGCAAAUCUCUUUAGUAUCAGACUUAAUCGAAGACUGCAGAGGUUUUAUAUCUGCCUCUGUAUUCAAUCUUUUGCAUAAUAAAGUAUCAUGUAGCACACCUGUGAAAUGAAGGAGGCAACAGCACCCCAGUGUAAUGAAAAUAGUUUUGAUUUCAUGGACCUUGUGAAAGGGCCUUGGAUGUGCUGAUAAACAGACUCUCCAAAAAGGACAAAAAAAAAAGCCCAGAACCCAAGGUUUGUACAAGUGUCAGUUUCCAUGGUGUAAGUUCCCGCCACCGACAACUGCAAGUUACCAGCUUGACUCCACUAGUGCUGGAGUUGGGAGAGACGCGCGGUCCGUGCAGGCAACUCGCGUCCCAUUUUGAGACCCUCUGGUACAGAGUGUCUAUGGAAAAACCCAGGAAAACCAAUGAGAUGCCUCCAAGAGACUAAUAACCUGGUGACUGGAGAACAGGGAGCUUUUUUAACCAAUGUCCUUUUAUACCUUUUGAAUUUUCGGAUGCAUGUGUAUCUAGUCAAAAGAAAAGAAGACUUUAAGUAUCUUCCCUUUAUAAAGUGCAGUUAUCUAUAAUUGGUAAGUCUUUUCUGCUUUUCCACUUGUUUGUGGGAUCUCUUAGAACUGGCUCUUUGGAAACACCAGUGACUGGUUCCCACUGCUCCGCCCGCCCCUUGUCUCGUUCUGCCCUCACUUCCAGCUCCCAGCCAGGAUAGGCAGGAGGCAGAUUCAGCCAUUUUUCCAGCAUGAAGCCCAGAGGUAGGCCUCCCAGGGCUACUGCAUUUAUGUAGCCAAUUUAAGCAACUUAUCCUUUGUAAUUUGGUAUUUGAGUGUCUCAAGCAUCCUGUUGUUUCUUAAACAUUUGGGGUUACACUAUCCUCUCACUCCAUGAAGAAAGAUAAAGACUAUUGGAUAUUCUAACAAAAUUGUAUAUACUCUAUGUAUACUGCUACGAGUUGUGCAGUGUUUAAAACCUUUCUUUACCAGUGAUGGUCACCUCACCUGAGGCUUUCUAGGCUAUUUGGUUAAACAAAAAACUAGCAUUUUCACUAAAUGGAGUAACUACUGGAGAUUGGGCUUCCCUGGUGGCUCAGACAGUAAAGUGUCUGCCUGCAAUGCGGAAGACCUGGGUUCAAUCCCUGGGUCAGGAGGAUCCCCCGGAGAAGGAAAUGGCAAACCACUCUAGUACUCUUGCCUGGAAAAUUCUACGGAUGGAGGAGCCUGGUGGGCUACAGUCCAUGGGGUCGCAAAGAGUUGGACAUGACUGAGCGACUUGACUUCACUGGAGAUUAGUCCUGUUUGAGAGUUACCCUCCCAGAGGUCAUCCGUGUCUUAGGGCCUGUGCGUUUUAACUAGAGGCAGCAGUAAGUGACACACGCCCCUUUUGCUCGAUUCAGUGUUCCCCUGGGCUUGGUCAGGAACAUGGAACAGGCACCUCUAGGGGAGAAGCUGAUUUUCAGGGACACGGGGAUGCAUGGUUAGACUGUCUCACAUUUUGAGAUUCGUGGUGAAGGGAUAAGAAGAUUUUGAGAAGGAGAGAAUGGUAAAACAAAUGCUCCAAAGACUUGCAGGCAAAGGAGAUUGUAAUCCCAGCAGCCUGGUGGGGGACGCUGCAGAAGUGGGCAGCUCUUACAGAACCUAUAGUUGUGUAAUCGAAAGGAAUUUCUGCGGCAUGCUUGGCAUGCGGGUGUUUAAUGUCCGCCCAGGAUGCACAGCCUUGUGACCUUCAUCUGGAAGGUGACCAGGAAGUGGAGGGAUGGGAUGGUGUUGAUGCGCUGUCUGUACGUCAGCUUGGAAUACCCGGAAGCGACCCACACGUCCCAUCCUUCUUGUCAAUACUUCCAAAUUAUGGAGUCUGUAUAAGCACAGAGCAGCCUUGUCUUCCUGGUAGUGACAUGGAGGUGAAAGGAGAUUUCCAGAUGCUAGCGGUCAGAGACAUUCAAGGCUGGAAACUGCCCUCGGUGUUCAUCAGAAGAAUCUUAACAGAAGAAUGCAAAUUCUACUAUUCCCUCUCACGGUGGCUGACUGGAGAUAUACACAGAUUUGGUUUGAAUCCUAAUUCUACCACCUAUUAGCCGCGUGACAGUGAUCAAGUACUUGCUUCCCCUUGCAGUAGUCAAAUUCUUUAUUUCUGUAAUCAGAAGGACAUAAAAAUAAUUUUUCAGCUUCAUUGAAGUAUGACUGACAAAUAAAAAUGGUCAAUAUUGAAGGUGAGUGCCCUUGGUAUUUUUUAUUGAUAAAAUUGGGACUGAAAUCGCUCAGGGUGAGAUGGAGGCCACAUGAAGUGGCCGGGCAGCACCAGGCCCCAAGUUUGCAGGCAGGGAUGUGAGCGGGGACCCUCACCUCACUCCCCAGCACACGAGCCACAGGCACUUAGUUUUCCAGGCCUUGCAGAUGGGACAUUGCCCAGCUUCUCAAUGAGCAUGGCUUCUUCACUGUCUAGGAGAGAAGGGGCCCACCACACUGCAUUCUGGGUGACUUCUGUGCUAAUCUAGCAUCUGUCACUGGUCUAUAAAUGAACACGGAAAUGUUUUCCAAAGCAGAUGCACUCUGAGUGCCCAGGAAGCCGCCACCCCUGCCUCCCACCUCACCCGUGAGGCUGCGCAGCCCCCUCCGGCUCUCCUGCCACCCGCGGGCGGCUCAGUGGAACGGAAGAUGAACGCAACUGAAUUCAGUGAAGAUGUAGAAGAAGUUCUAAAAAACAACACUGUGAAAGUGGAGACAGAGGCCGAAGAUGCUGCCCUGGACUGCUCAGUGAAUUCCAGGUCCUCCGAGAAGCACUCUCUGGAUGGCGUCUUCACUGCUGUCCAGGACUCCAGCAAGAGAAAGCCCCUGGGUGGCGAGGGCCCACUGGACUCAGUCCCGAGCGUGAAGAGGCGGCGGCUUAUUCCUGAGGCACUCCUAGCAGGCAUGCGGAACCGGGAGAACAGCUCGCCCUGCCAGGGCAACGGGGAGCCGGCAGGCCGGGGCAAGAACUUGGGCUCCGUGUGGCCAGGAGAGGAGGAGCCCGGCCACGACGUGAGCACGCCCUCCUACAAGAAGCCUCUGUAUGGUAUCUCACACAAGAUCAUGGAGAAGAAGAACCCUCCCGCGGGGGACAUGCUCAACACCUAUGAGCUCUUGGAGAAGGUGAACCCCAGCAACAGCCCCUCACCGCUGCGGCUCCUGAACGAGACACAGAAGCGGGACACUAGCGGCCCCGCAGCAGCCACCGACAGCGACCCCAACAUCUACUUUCUCAUCCAGAAGAUGUUCUACAUGCUCAACACGCUCUCCUCCAACAUGUCACAGCUGCACAGCAAGGUGGACCUGCUCUCCCUGGAGGUGAGCCGCAUCAAGAAGCAGGUGAGCCCCACUGAGAUGGUGGCCAAGUUCCAGCCGCCGCCCGAGUACCAGCUCACGGCGGCCGAGCUCAAGCAGAUCGUGGACCAGAGCCUGUCGGGCGGUGACCUGGCCUGCCGCCUGCUGGUGCAGCUUUUCCCGGAGCUCUUCAGCGACGUGGACUUCUCCCGGGGCUGUGGCGCCUGCGGCUUCGCGGCCAAGCGGAAGCUGGAGUCGCUGCACCUGCAGCUCAUCCGGAACUAUGUGGAGGUCUACUACCCGUCGGUGAAGGACACGGCCGUCUGGCAGGCCGAGUGCCUGCCCCAGCUCAACGACUUCUUCAGCCGCUUCUGGGCCCAGCGGGAAAUGGAGGACAGCCAGCCCAGCGGCCAGGUGUCUGGCUUCUUCGAGGCCGAGCCCCAGGUGGAUGCUGGCCACUUCCUGGACAGCAAGGAGCAGGAGGAGGCCCUGUCCCUGGACCGCAGCAGCACCAUCGCCUCUGACCAUGUGGUGGACACGCAGGACCUCACCGAGUUCCUGGACGAGGCCUCAUCCCCUGGCGAAUUCGCGGUCUUCCUUCUGCACCGGCUGUUCCCUGAGCUCUUUGACCACAGGAAGCUGGGCGAGCAGUACAGCUGCUAUGGGGAUGGCGGCAAGCAAGAGCUGGACCCGCAGCGUCUGCAGAUCAUCCGCAACUACACAGAGAUCUACUUCCCCGACAUGCAGGAGGAGGAUGCCUGGCUGCAGCAGUGUGCCCAGCGCAUCAACGACGAGCUGGAGGGCCUGGGGCUGGAUGCGGGCAGCGAGGGCGAGCCCCCGCGAGACGACUGCUACGACUCAUCCAGCCUGCCAGAUGACAUCUCCGUGGUCAAGGUGGAAGACAGCUUCGAGGGCGAGCGGCCCGGCCGGCGGUCCAAGAAGAUCUGGUUGGUGCCCAUCGACUUCGACAAGCUGGAGAUCCCACAGCCCGACUUCGAGGUGCCGGGCGCCGACUGCCUGCUGAGCAAGGAGCAGCUGCGCAGCAUCUACGAGAGCAGCUUGUCCAUCGGCAACUUUGCCUCGCGCCUGCUGGUGCACCUGUUCCCGGAGCUCUUCACCCACGAGAACCUGCGCAAGCAGUACAACUGCAGCGGCUCCCUGGGCAAGAAGCAGCUGGACCCGUCCCGUAUCAAGCUCAUCCGCCACUACGUGCAGCUGCUCUACCCACGGGCCAAGAAUGACCGUGUCUGGACGCUGGAGUUCGUGGGCAAACUGGACGAGCGCUGCCGGCGCCGGGACACGGAGCAGAGGCGCUCCUACCAGCAGCAGCGCAAGGUCCACGUUCCGGGCCCUGAGUGCAGGGACCUGGCCAGCUAUGCAAUCAACCCCGAGCGGUUCCGGGAGGAAUUUGAGGGGCCCCCACUGCCCCCCGAAAGGAGCAGCAAGGACUUCUGCAAGAUCCCCCUGGACGAGCUGGUGGUGCCCUCGCCCGACUUCCCGGUGCCUUCACCAUACCUGCUGUCCGACAAGGAAGUGCGCGAGAUCGUGCAGCAAAGCCUCUCUGUGGGCAACUUCGCCGCCCGGCUGCUCGUCAGGCUCUUCCCCGAACUCUUCACCACCGAGAACCUGCGGCUGCAGUACAACCACUCCGGGGCGUGCAACAAGAAGCAGCUGGACCCGACACGCUUGCGGCUCAUCCGCCACUACGUGGAGGCCGUGUACCCGGUGGAGAAGAUGGAGGAGGUGUGGCACUACGAAUGUAUCCCGAGCAUCGACGAACGCUGCCGCCGCCCCAACAGAAAGAAAUGCGACAUCCUGAAGAAAGCCAAGAAGGUGGAGAAGUGAGGGGUACCGGGGGCACUGAGCGUCGCCCCUCCCCCCCACCACCACGAGCCCAAGCCGCGUCCGCAGCCGCGCACGUUAUAUUGGCGGGGCGGGGCCUGCUGCAUUUGCACACGCGAUCGCCCAGCCGGUCACGGCCACGACAAAGAAGCCUCGCAUUUGGUCUCUUGUACUUAAAACUUUUGUCCUGUGUUGCUGGUGGUGCAGCCAGAGUCUGGGAGAGCAGAGCUGCGAGGGCAGAGGGGCCUCAGGAGUCAGGGUUCCCUCUCGGCAGUGUCCUCCCAGUCCCCUCACCAUUUGAAAUGCAAAUCAAGCAACCCUCUUGUUCCUCUGCCCACAUUUUACGUCUUCAAUUUUUAUUAAAAAAAAAAUUUUUUUUUUAAUUAAAAAGAAACCCUUUUUAAGUAAAUCAUUGGGCUCUGUGGAGGCCAUUUUACUCAGAAAAAAAAUUUUUUUUUAAAUAUUUGAGAUGAAGUACUGUAAGAUGACUUGAGUCACUGGGAAUUUUUUUUAAGAUGGUUUCAGAUAUAUGAAAUUUUUAGAAGUGCUAUGUUCAUGCAUGAUGGCUGAUAGCUUCAGGUGGCAUAGAGACGGAUUUUACUGACCUUGUCUUUUAUUAAUACAUCGGAUUUUGGAAGAGUCAGGACGCCUCUUGGAUGGCGGUGGAGGGGAUGGGGUAGUUCGGUGUCCUUUCUGGCCACGGUCAGUUGUGCUCUCCCUCCCGCUAUGGUGCUGAGGAAGGGGCUGCGGGGACGGCUGGCCUGGCCUGUCUCACACUGCUGUGCCAGGUGAAUGUUGCUCACCCUGUAGACAAGAACACUGGAUGGUGAUGAUGGUGAUAUGAAUGUAGAUAGACGUGGAGACACGUUCACAGUGUCUUCAUUUGAGCUGUGUCCUUCCACUGCCCUCUUUCCUUCCUCCUCAAGGAUGCUGGUUAGAGGAGCAAACACAUUUCCUUGGAAAACUGUGUGUGGUUAUUUGGCUUCUUGUUUAAGGAUGGGCCCCAUUGGGCUCACCAAGAACUGUUUACCUUCCAUGUGUGUAUUUGCAUAAAACCCAGGUUCUGGGAGCUGUAUGGUGGCUUCACCACACCUCAGUGUUGGCUCCUCCAGUCAGUACACAUCCUUGUUCCUCAGGGCCGGGCCUAAACUGUGGGCUCUCUUGAGGAUACCUGGUGUUGGAAGGACACAGGCCAUCCGAAAUAGGGCUCCCAUAUCCCUUUACGGGGUCCACUCAGAGCUUUCCCUUUGGGCCCCCAGAAGGUCCUGCUCUCCUACAUCUGGCCGGUCCCUCGGCCUCAGGAUGAGACACCUCUUUUCUCUUCCCUGGUUGGGAAGGUCACACUGCUCCAGGCCAGUGGCAUGCUCUCCAGGAUUCCAACCAGGAAACUCCCCAACAGGUAAAGUCCUUAAUGUAAAAACAGUACUUUUACCUACCUGACUUUGGGGGCUAGUGCCUAAGAGGGAAAGGGAACAGUCUAAACACAACACAUUAUACCAGAAAGCAAGAAAAUAAAUUGAAUCACACAGGGUAGUCGUAAAACCCUUGUGGAAUGUUAAUUUAAUAACCUAAUGGCUUAAUAUUUUGCUACCUUAAAAUGCAGAAAUAAUAGAAACAAUCUGUGAAUUCUUUUCAUACAGAUAAGGACUUCAGCUUUAGUGACUGAUGGAACUUUGCCUGCACUCGCAGCCAUUUUUUUUUUUUUAAUGCCAGGAUUCUGAGCAGUGUGAAGUUGCCGAUCUAACUUUAGUAAAUUUGCUUUUAAAUGUCAUUUACAGAUUAUUUCAGUUGUUAACUGCGGACCUAAAUUAUUACAAUUUGGAAACACACAGGGACUUAAUGACUCUUUCUCACCCACCCACAUACAUGUGUACAUACACAUUUCUUAGUAAAAAACUGAAGUGAGAUGAAGGGGACCGACAUGAAUAACAAGCUCAACCUCUUUGUGCCUGGAAAGGAGGAGGACUGGAGCAGCCGGAGACUCACUUCCCCCUCUCCUGGGCCUUUCUCUAUGCCUUAGUCUCUCCAGCACACAGAUGCAUGCCUGCGUGCAUGUGCGUGCACACACACCCAAAGAUGGCAGUGGCACUCUCUCCCUCACUGAUCCUGCGAGUGGGAGGGUGCUGUGGAAUUUGUUCUGGUCUCUAGGAUGUAUCCAAGAGGAUUCCAAGCCAUGUGAAAAUUGCCCUGCUUUCUAGAGGGUGGAAUGUGACCCUGCAACUUCAGAAGCACAAUCAUUUAAUAAUUUUGUUUUUAAUCAUCCUGUCUACCCACAAUAGAGACGUCAACAGGUUCUAGGAAUUAAAUAUAUCUCUUUACAACCUAGAGCAUGUCCAGUUUUUGGAAACCGUAUUUUGAUGGUUUCUUUAAUACCUUUCCUGUAUGGGGCUUCUUCCCCCAAAUCUUAGAGUCCCUUCCAGUGAAGAGAGGUGGACGCUCUCUGUGUGAGCUGUAUCUUGUCUCUCUGGACCGACUCACCAGGAACCACCUGCAGGUCCUGAGUCUGUCUGUGUGGUGUCCUUAGCCUCCAGCCAUACAGGUGGGCUCCAGGGGCUUUUUUUUUUUUUUUUUACAUGAAGCAAUAGAAUUAUAAAAUACCUAAAUUUUUUUCAAAAUGUAAUGUUUUCCAUAAAAUCUGUUGGCAAAACCCCUACUCCCUCCCCAUCUAAAUUCUUUGAUUUUUGUUAAUACUUGCUUGUGUUUGGGGAAUUUUUUCUCCCUCACAUCCAGAAGUAGCACAGACACAUUCUGAUGUUGAGUAAAAUAGCACGUCACAAUAGGUGGUAGUGUCCCUCGUUUUUCUGUUAGUGAGUUUUAAAAGAAUGUACGAAGAUAGUCAUGAAUGUACUAAGUGUUCUAAUCCUGCUUCCGUUCACUUUGGCUGUGUCUACAUGACAACACAGGUUUGACAGGGAAUAAAGUUGUGCCCAGUGUCAUGGGUGUUAGUGUGCUCCCCCCCCUCCUCAGUGUUGGACCCCACCCUUCCUUGCUUUUUAAGUUUGGUGGGAGGGGGUACCACAUCAGCAGCAAUCAUCAACCAACCAAUGGGAUCUACUUAGUGGUAAGCGGAUUAACUGUUUAAAUGCGAAGAGUCACUGGCCUGACCACACCAUAGUAUGGCCACUUGAGUUCCUGCAGACAUGGCUUCAUUUUCCACCUUUGCCCCAAAUGUUUACUUCUUGCCUGAUUGAGGAGGAGGGUCUCAAGACCUCAGAUUGGAGGCCGUUGAGCUCUUAACCCUGCCUCACCAUGGAGAGAGAUGCUAUGAAGUGGUGGGACUUCCCUGGUGGUCCAGUGGUUACCACUCCCUGCUUCCACUGCAGGGGGCACGGUUUCUAUCCCUGGUCAGGGAACUAAGAUCUCACAUGCUAUAGGGCCAAAAAAGAAGUGGGGCCCCUGGGCCAAGGGACUCUUAAUGUCGUUCAGAGAUACUUGUCUCUUGUAGAUCCAGCCUUAAUGUUUUUCUGACAUCCUAGUGAUAGCAGACCCUGCGCAAAGUGGAUAUCAGAGUUAAUACUGUGAGGAGACAAAAUAAUGAGAAUAGUUUUACCAAAGAUAAUGAAACAUUGCAUAAUGUCUGCAUUUUACCAUUGAUUUGAGUGCACCCUUAGAAAACUGAAUGUAACAAAAACCCAGGACAUUUUUUGGAAAUUGUAUGCUCUCUAGCAACUGUGUGAAUUUUUAUACAAGCACUGUUUUAUGAGUUAUAUAAAAUGUUAUAAAAA